AUGGGAAAAAGCAGCAAGGACAAGAGAGACAUUUACUACCGAAAAGCCAAGGAGGAGGGCUGGCGAGCGCGAUCCGCCUUCAAACUGCUUCAGCUGGAUCAGCAGUUCCACUUGUUUGACGGUGUUCAGCGAGUUGUGGAUCUGUGUGCUGCUCCUGGGUCCUGGAGUCAGGUGCUGAGCAGAGAGCUGUUUGAGAAGCGAGGUAUCGAGGCUGGCAGCGGUAAGACGGUGGCUGGGUCGACAUUUGGAGGCAAGGUUGUCACCGGGGAAUCUACUGCUCAAAAAUCAUCCACCAUGGAGAAGGCCAAGAUUGUGUCUGUUGAUCUGCAACCCAUGGCUCCCAUUGCUGGUGUCACCACUAUCCAGGCCGAUAUCACGCAUCCUCAAACUCUGAAGAUGAUUCUGGACGAGUUUGGAGGCGAGCCUGCCGACUUUGUGUGUUCUGACGGAGCUCCCGAUGUCACUGGUCUGCACGAUCUCGACGAGUACACACAGGCACAGCUGAUUCUGUCUGCGCUUCAGCUGACCACCCAGCUACUGAGACCCGGAGGAAACUUUGUCGCCAAAAUCUUCCGAGGACGAGAUAUUGAUCUCAUGUACUUCCAGCUGGGUCUGUUGUUCGAGCAGGUCACUUGUGCAAAGCCCCGAUCUUCCAGAGGCUCUUCUCUCGAGUCUUUCAUCGUGUGUCAGGGAUACAAGCCUCGAUCGGGAUGGUCUCCCGAUCUCGCUACUGGCGUCAUGGUCAACAAGGAGCUCCCUCUGCCUAUUUCCGAGCGGGUCGUCGCUCCCUUUGUGGCCUGUGGCGACCUGUCGGAGUACGACUCAGACGCUACUUACACUCUCCCUAGUGGAGAGGGAGUUCGAGUCAGCUUGGACCCCGUUCAGAGCCCUACUUGCCCACCAUACAAGCGAGCGGUCGAGAUGAAGAGAAAGAACUAG
Molecule: messenger RNA, 939 nt
Organism: Yarrowia lipolytica CLIB122
Lineage: Eukaryota; Fungi; Ascomycota; Dipodascomycetes; Dipodascales
Biological process (GO): cytoplasmic translation; tRNA methylation
Cellular component (GO): cytoplasm
Molecular function (GO): tRNA methyltransferase activity
Source: RefSeq, a predicted model, not a curated record